AUGGACAUAACUAAUACAAGAAGAAUCACUUUGACCAACUCUACAAAAAAACAUACCUCGACGACGGAGAGCGAGUUGAUUUCAUCGUUACGUUCAUCGAGAGACGACGGAGAGCGAUUCAGAAUCCGGGGACUGAUAAAACGGCGUCGUCUUUCUCUUAUCUUGAUACACUCUUUGACCUUAAAAUCGAAGGUCGUAAAACGACGCCGUCUAACGAAGAGCUCGUGUCUCUCUGCUCGGAGUUUCUUAACGGAGGUGCUGAUACGACGGGGACGAGACGCCGGUUACGAUGUUCCCGUUGGGAUUAACGUCGAGUUUUAUCUCCCUGCUAUUAAUGAGGAUCCGAAGCUUUGGUCUGAUCCGAAGAAGUUUAACCCGGAUCGGUUUAUUUCGGGUAAGGAGGAUGCGGACAUAACCGGAGUUAAAAUGAUGCCGUUUGGUGUUGGCCGUCGGAUCUGUCCGGGUUUACCGCUGGCGACCGUACACGUGCACUUGAUGCUAGCGAAGAUGGUUCAAGAGUUUGAGUGGAGCGCUUAUCCGCCGGGAAGUGAAAUUAAUUUCGCCGGGAAAUUGGAAUUUACGGUGGUGAUGAAGGAACCGUUGAGAGCCAUGGUUAAGUCAAGAGCUUAAAAUUUGUUUGUUUUUCCUUUCUUAAUUUUUUUUGUUUGAUUAUGAAAACGUUGUGUG
This is a messenger RNA of Camelina sativa (false flax), 687 nucleotides long. The record is from RefSeq and is a predicted model, not a curated record. NCBI's taxonomy places the organism in Eukaryota, Viridiplantae, Streptophyta, Magnoliopsida, Brassicales, Brassicaceae.